Pantherophis guttatus is the source of this 2863-nucleotide messenger RNA. Lineage: Eukaryota; Metazoa; Chordata; Lepidosauria; Squamata; Colubridae. The record is from RefSeq and is a predicted model, not a curated record.
CAACAGCUCACCUCCGAUGAGUCACCAAUCUCCAGAGAGGUUCCCCGGCCAGAAGAAAAAGACAAAGCCGAAAACCCCAAGAAAACAGAGCCGGAAGAAGAAGAAAUUGAUAUCGAUUUAAAUGCCCCGGAAACGGAGAAGGCCGCUCUCGCCAUCCAGGGGAAAUUCCGACGUUUCCAAAAACGGAAACAAGACCCCAGUUCCUGAGCCUUUCCGGAGUCUUCCCACCUCGCCUUGACGCGCUUUUCCUUCUCCUGUCCCCGAAACCCCGCCGCGAUUCCAUUUCCUCUCUUCUCUUCCCAUCCCGACGAAGGGGAGGAGGGAUUUGUCCUCUGAUCUUCAAUUCAUUUUAAUUUUUGCACGUCCUGGGAAAAUGGUCAAAGCAGAGGAAGGGAGGGGAUGGGGUGGGGUUGGGUGGAAGGGGCUGCUGAGUACACAGACGCCUUCCACUCUGCUUCACCGGAAGCCCCCGAUCACGGGCAGAGCGAGAGAUGUCGUUCAGUCCACGACUUACGACCGGUCGUUGAACAAGCGGUCGAGGUUACAAUGGGCUGUUUGUUUUUUGUUUUUUUAAAAUCUACUUAUGACCCAUCCUCAGAGUUAUUACUGCCAUGCCUCUGUUGGCACAAUUGGCACAAUUGGGGCACUCGGCAACUGCCUCGCAUUUGUGACGGUUGCGGUGUCCCACGGUCGCUGUUUGCGAUAUAUAUAUAUCUGCUUUAUGGCAAAAAGCAGCCAUUCGGAAGAACAAUCGUGUGAUUCAUUCAACGACCGUCGUGGGCUCGCUUGAUGACUGUUGUAACAACAGUCGUGAAAUUGAGUCCGGUCCUGUAGCGCCUCGACUUACAACUGCCAUGACUUAUGACUGAAAUUCAAGGUUCUGCUGUGGUUGUAAGUCGAGAAUAACAUACAAAUGGGAGCCUAGGUUAGGAAGAUUAGAAUAGUCGUUGGGGUUUUUUUGAAUCGUUUGAACCAAAUUCUUCAUCCUUUUUUCCUCCCAUCUAUCAUCAAGGGAGGGUUGAGAUUGUAAUCUUCCUUUUAGGAGAUUGGGAACACAGGUCCCACACUUCGAUGCCAACUUCUAAACAUUUACAGUGAAGAUGCCACACUGAAGGAAAAUUAUUUCCCGCCCCCCGCAAGGGUGGGUCUCUAAAAUUCUUCAAACCUUGCUAUAAAGUUUGAAUCCUUUGGGUACCAAAUCCUGUCCGCCAAAGACCCCUUGCAUAAUGGAAAAAUUUGCGAGCCACUUCCAAGUUCCAUUCGCAAGUUAGGAUUUGAAAACAGGUCCGUUUUUGUGUCCCAGUGUGGUCGCCAAACUUUUCCUUGCCUGCCUGAUCGAGGAUCUAGGACCGUGAUGGCAAGCCUAUGGCACACGUUCCACAGGUGGCACGUGUAGCCAUAUUGGUGGGCACACGAGCUCAGCUUGCUAACUUCCGGCAAACGGGCCAUUUCUGGCCUCCAGAGAGACUCCGGGGGGUGGGGAAGGCCAUUUCGGCCCUCCCCAAACUCCUAGAAAGGCUCUGGAGCCUGAGGACAGCAAAAAACGGGCCUUCUGGUCCCACCGGAAGUUGGCAAACGGGCCAUUUUCAGCCUCCAGGGGGUGGGGAAGGCCGUUUUCGCCCUCCCCAGACUCCUAGAAAGGCUCUGGAGCCAGGUGAGAGAGAAAAAUGGGCCUUCACCACCCCCACCCCUGAGGCCCUCCGGAGACAGGAAGCAACCUGUUUUCCUACUUCUGGUGGGCCCAGAAGGCCCAAAAAUCAGUUGGCAUGUGCCGGAACUGAGCUCGCGUGCCCACUGAUAUGGCUACGUGUGCAACCUGUGGCACGCGUGCCAUAGGUUCGCCAUCACGGAUCUAGGACAACUCGCCCCGGCCAACCCAACUCGCCGUGGGACAAUUCAACACCUCAUUAAUCAUUUCAUUCAGUUACUUUAUUUUAUUGUUGGUGACCAUGUUUUCAUCCAAAUCAUUGUGAUUCUUGCAUUUCCGGAUUGACUUUCUUCGUGUUGUUAUCAUUGGCCAUGAUUCCGUCGAAAUGAAGUUAACUUUUGGAUUUGUUGAAUCGUCCUGUGGAGAGUUGGCCGCGGUCAGUUGUCCCAUUCCACUAACCGUCUAUAAUAAAAAUCCCGGCAAAUUCAUUCAAAGAACCAUAAGCCCAAUGCAGGGAAAAUAUUACGGUAGCUUGAAAUUCUAAAAUAAACCUAUUUUCAAAACAGGACGUUGAGUUUUGAGGCUUGAUGCCAACCUAGACGACGGGAAAGAAAAAGUAUUUUUUGCACCUCCCUGAAGGGAUCCCACUUUUCCCAAGAGCCAACCUCGUGCCCAAAGGAAUACUUUACAUUAGAGGCACCUGUUUUUUGCACCGAUAAGAGUGAAACUGCGAGCAAAAUUGGGAGCUCCCUCCCACGAAAACAUCCAAUAUGCUUUUUACGAAGUCAGCUUCAAGUUCCUUAAGCCAUUCUUCGCCAAAAGAACAUCCUAGUGUCGUUACCAAACUCAGUGUCCGUCCUAUGCGGCCAGCAGAUCUCAGCACCCCGAUUUCUCUGUCCGUUCACCCACAGAAAAGGGCUGCUAGCUACAAAGCCAUGCUUCCCUCCUCAGGACCCAGCUUAUUAUGAGCCAAGGAAAAAAAAAGAAGAACAAGCCAAAAUCUAUCCGUCAAGGUUCACACACACAUUUUUUUUCCCCCUCCACUUAGCUGCCUCACAGCCAUUCCACUUCUGGGCCAGUGGUGGAUGCGAAAUUUGUGGCGGGCAAUGAAACAUUGUCAAGAAUGAAGAAAAGCUGUCAUCCUGGGCACUGACUGACCUGCUUUGAAGACUGACACGUUUAGCAUGUUAAUAAAAUAAUCAGGGGAAAAAAAAA